Pleurotus ostreatus (oyster mushroom) is the source of this 318-nucleotide messenger RNA. RefSeq lists its product as uncharacterized. Bases 1 to 318 code for a protein of 105 amino acids. The transcript has a single exon. Lineage: Eukaryota; Fungi; Basidiomycota; Agaricomycetes; Agaricales; Pleurotaceae. The record is from RefSeq and is a predicted model, not a curated record.
AUGCACCCCGUAAUCAAUCUAUCACAUCUCAAGCGCUACACCCCGUCAGAACAUCGAUUCGGCGAACGCGGCCAGCUCCCCGCUACUCGAGACUUACUGCCAGCAACCGAAGAAUGGGAAGUUGAGGCUAUCCUAGGUCACAAAAUUUCCUCGCGAAAGACGGGACGGAAACGCCUCUACCUAGUGAGAUGGAAGGGUCUCGACGCUACCAAGGAUUCAUGGCUGUCUGAACACGAACUCCGCAACGCGCCUGAGCUCAGGAGAGAAUAUUUGCGCAGCAUAGAAGCCCCUAAAGGGCGCGCUAAGCGGAACACGUGA